CAAGUAUGUUCGGCGGCAUUUUGGUCGAAUUCUACAAAUCACAAUUAACUAGGAGUCAGUUACACGUUGCCUUAGGUCAACUGAUUGAUCCAAGAACGUUCGUGUUGGAGUGUUGAAUGUUAUCUCUAAUUUAUAAGGAAUACCAACAGGAAAAGACUCUUAGAAAAGCUCAGCUGGAAACGAAAAAGCAAACUAUGCUUGUUUCAAUUGAUGAGAUGACAAAUGGAUUAUUAACCAGAAUCGAUGAGAAUGUGUCAAAAGCAUAUAUAAAUCAGCAUCGACUAAAUAGUGAAUUCAAAGAGUUAAUAACUCAAUUACAUAUUUAUCAGAACCAUGUCAAUAUAUGGCUAAAGCUUGUUUCCGAUAUUCGUAAUGUACUUAAAGAACUCGGUGAUGUUGAAUGUUGGUCCAUGAAAAUGGAACAAGAUGCAAUGCUAAUUGAUAGUUGUCUACAAACAGUGCUCAGUCGUUAUUGAACACUAUUUUCCAUGAUUAUAAAAUUUGAUAUGGUUGUUUUAAGUGUAUACAUUUGGUAAUUUCUAAUUUCCUAUUAUCCUAUUUUAAAAUCAUAGUAUUUACUUGACAUUCAAUCAAAAUGAUAAAAUAACUGAGCAGAUGGUAUUCUUUUGUAUAUAAAUAAAUUGCAAAAAAUUCUAUGGAUAA
This is a messenger RNA of Schistosoma curassoni, 663 nucleotides long. The record is from the annotation of a GenBank genome assembly. Lineage: Eukaryota; Metazoa; Platyhelminthes; Trematoda; Strigeidida; Schistosomatidae.